UGUCUGCUUCGGUUUCAUUUUUAUUUGUGGCUGAAAGUUGCCGAGUCAUGGAGCACACAUUCCUCGCUGCAGCGUUUGGAAGGCUGCCCGGGAAACUCCUCCACGCGAGGGGCUGACGCUUCCUCCGCUUCUCUGACAGCUCCGGUCCGACUGCGAGACGUCCGGUGUCAUAUCGGUCCCGGGAUUAGUAUGUGUACAUCUGUCCGUCCUCGGAGCGCAACAAGAACCCUCUUGUGGACAGCGAAUGACAACCAUUCUGCACUCACCUGUGGAUCAUUCACAUGCAGAGCACAUGAAACAUUAGAAUGACUCAUUUCAAAGCAUUAUAAACUCUGGACCUCUGGGCAGUUAAGGAUCAUGCUUUGCUUCGGAUUUGGGAAUUUCUGACACAUUUUUCUGUCAGUCAUGCAGGCUCAGCAGUCAACAGACAUGGAAACAACUUUUCUACCUGACAGCAUGAAUGUUUUUCCGACCCCUGAUAACUUCUCAAGAAAACGUUCAGGGACUUCUGUUUUUGUCGCGUCUGCCUUUUCACCCAGCCGGGAUCCUGCAAGGACAGUAGUAUUUUCUUUUUGGUAUCAUGGUGAUCUCUCCAAUUGAACAUUGACUUCUGGUUUAAGUAAACAAUGGAGAAUGUGGUGACAGAGGUUUUUAAUCAACUCUUUCAAAGUCCUCGACGUCUCUACUCACUGAAAUAAGUGCCUAAAAGUCGAACACAUUUUUAACGGAUUAGUGCCACAUAAAUCUGCAAUUUCCGCACAAUGCAGUGUUCAUUGAGAAAGAGGCGACCUACGCGGGAUUCAGAUUUCUCAGCCAUCGUGGUUCCAUCCAUGCAUGGAUCUGGGUACCUGGACUACACUGUAGAGGGUCACGCAUCCAAGUCCUUCAAGGUCAUGGACGAGUUCCGGCAGCAGGAAAAGCUGUGCGAUCUGGUGCUUCACGUUACCUACAAGGACAGCACAGUGGACUUUAAGGUGCACAAGGUGGUGCUGGCCUCCUGCAGCCCCUACUUCAGAGCCAUGUUUACCAGCAGUUUUAAGGAGUGUCACGCCUCUGAGGUCACGCUGCGUGAUGUCUGCCCCCAGGUGGUGGGAAGACUCAUUGACUUUGCCUACACAUCACACAUCACUGUGGGGGAGAAGUGUGUUUUGCAUGUUCUCCUGGCGGCCAUGAGGUACCAAAUGGAGGAUGUAGCCAAAGCUUGUUGUGACUUCCUCAUGAAGCAUCUGGAGCCCUCGAAUGUGAUCGGGAUUGCUCGCUUUGCUGAGGAGCUCGGUUGCAAGGAGCUUCAUCAGCAAAGCAGAGAGUAUAUCAACACACACUUCAGCGAGGUGACUAAAGAGGAGGAGUUCUUCAGUCUCACGCACUGUCAGCUGUUGGAGUUGAUCAGUCAGGAGAGUCUCAAGGUGCUCUGUGAGUCAGAGGUGUAUAAAGCCUGCACAGACUGGGUUCGCUGGGACAUGGAGAACCGCUCUCAGUAUCUCCACGCUCUGCUCAAUGCCGUCCACAUCUACGCUCUACCACCCAAGUUUCUGAAGAACCAGCUUCAGUCGUGCCCUAUCCUCAGCAAGGCCAACUCUUGUAAAGACUUCCUUUCAAAGAUCUUUCAGGACAUGACGCUCCGGAAGCUUCCUCCAGCACCACUCCGUGGAACCCAACUUAUCUACGUGGCUGGCGGGUACCGACAGCAUUCCUUGGCCACCAUGGAGGCGUAUGAUCCUAGAAGUAACGCCUGGAUCAAGUUGGCUGAUAUGGACUCUCCCUGCAGCGGUCUCGGGGCCUGUGCACUUUUCGGGCUACUCUACACUGUGGGAGGACGAAACCUGUCGUUACAAAACAACACUGAAUCCAGCUCCCUCUGCUGCUACAACCCCAUGACCAACCAGUGGAGCCAGCGAGCGUCUCUCAACGUGCCCAGGAACAGAGUCGGGGUUGGUGUGGUGGACAGUUGCAUCUAUGCUGUGGGAGGCUCCCAGGGCUCCACGCACCAUAACACUGUAGAAAGGUGGGAUCCGGAGUCAAACCGCUGGUCCUAUGUUUGUCCAAUGUCGGUGGCUCGCCUGGGAGCCGGUGUGGUGGCGUGUGGGGGGGCGCUGUACGUGGUGGGGGGGUUCGAUGGCCAGAACCGCUGGAGCACUGCAGAGAAAUACCAGCCAGACACGAACACAUGGCACCAACUGGCCUCCAUGAGCACCGUCCGCAGUGGACUGGGGUUGGUGGCCCUCAACUCCUACCUGUACGCUGUCGGCGGCUACGAUGGACGUAGUCAACUCAGUUCUGUUGAGUGUUAUAACGUUGCCAGGAACACUUGGGAGCCCAGAGCCUCCAUGCAGUACUGCCGCAGUGCACAUGGUGUCGCUGUCCACCAGGGGCGCAUCUUCGUUCUCGGUGGCUUCAACCAGCUGGGAUUCCUAUGCAGCGUCGAGUCCUACCAUCCUGACAAAAACGAAUGGACGUGCAUCACUGACAUGCCAGUGGGACGCAGUGGCAUGGGCAUCGCUGUUACCAUGGAGCCGUGUCCAGGCAGCCUGCCAGAGGAAGAGGAGGACUUCGGAACAACAUAGUCCCAGGAGAUCCCAAACAAAGUGUUAAAUCCAGUAUCAGGUAGCAUUAAUGUAGAACUGUUGACGGUGAUGUUUCCUCCGAAGAUCGUUUUAGGACCAACAGUCUGCUGUGAACUCUCAUUUUAACUGUUAUUUAAUUGAAUAUUAGUAUACCAUCAUGUCAGAUGUUGAUGAUGAAUCUUUUUCUACCUCUUGUUUCUGACUCCACCACUUUCCCCGUAUCACAUGUCAAUCUUCAUUCACACGCAACACAACUGCCAUGGCUGUAUGUUCUGUCUGUAAUUCAUUGUGUGGUUAUAUUUAGGGGACCUCCGUCCCCCCAAAUAAAAAAAUAAUCGCUAUUUAAA
Messenger RNA from Synchiropus splendidus (mandarinfish), 2911 nucleotides. RefSeq names its product kelch-like ECH-associated protein 1a (gene keap1a). Lineage: Eukaryota; Metazoa; Chordata; Actinopteri; Syngnathiformes; Callionymidae. Bases 762 to 2564 code for a protein of 600 amino acids. Gene Ontology annotation, molecular function: protein binding. The record is from RefSeq and is a predicted model, not a curated record. The transcript is spliced from 12 exons.